AUGUCUAAGCAGGAUAAAAAGGAGUUGAAUCCAUAUAUACCCAAAUACAUCAUCUCCAAACCAUGGUACAAUGAAAAAGAAAGUGGCCCCAAUGAAUCAUCCGAGGAAAUAACUGAUUAUCUAGCCCAUCAAAGAAAGACAUCUGAAAUUGUUGAUUAUAGCUUACCACAAGUAGGCCACGGGAUAAAUGAUGAAACCAAAGACGGAAUACGAAACGCAUCUAAUGAUGAAAAUUACGAUACUAAGCGAGAUCGAUGGUUUGGGUACUCCACUGAAGAAUGGUUAGCCAAAGUCAAGAAUUGGAAUGAGAAGAAUGACAUAAAGAUCAUCCAUGCCCGUAAUGAAGCUGAUGAUUCUGAUGAUACUGAUUAUGAAUUAGAAUUGAAUGAAUUAGGAUUAGAUAGGAAAGAUGUAAUGCAAAAUAUAAAAGAAGAUCCCAUGGAGAAGAUGUUGCGUGAUCGUCAAGAUGUUCCAGCAUAUAUUCAUAACAUUAAUUCAAGAUCAGAUGCCAAAAUACGAAUUGAGUAUGAUCCUAAAUCGCGCCUUGCUAAAGAUCCAACCAAGGGAAUAUUGAAUGAUAAGAAUCAAUUUGUUAAGAAGUUGGAGGGUGAUGCUAAAGAUUUGAAAACAUUGCAAACUUUUGCUUGGGAUUUGAACAAAAAGAAUGAACAGCAAAGGAAAACGGCACAGGCUGCUUCUGUUGAUGAGACAGGCGCAAAGGUGAAUGUGACUGAUGGAAAUGAUAGUCUUGAAGCUACUCCAACUUUAAUGCUGAUAAAGGAAAGGGAACAGAAGGAAGCUGCAAAACAAAAGUCAAUUGCGAAACGAAGGAAAAUUCUUGAUAUCUAUGGGGGAGAUAAAGCAGAUGCAGAUGCAAAUGCAAAUGCAAAUGGGCUAAAAUAA
Molecule: messenger RNA, 903 nt
Organism: Lodderomyces orthopsilosis Co 90-125
Lineage: Eukaryota; Fungi; Ascomycota; Pichiomycetes; Serinales; Debaryomycetaceae
Gene: SLU7
Product: mRNA splicing protein
Exons: 1
Coding region: 1-903 (300 amino acids)
Biological process (GO): mRNA splicing, via spliceosome
Cellular component (GO): spliceosomal complex
Molecular function (GO): pre-mRNA 3'-splice site binding
Source: RefSeq, a predicted model, not a curated record